Molecule: messenger RNA, 843 nt
Organism: Pochonia chlamydosporia 170
Lineage: Eukaryota; Fungi; Ascomycota; Sordariomycetes; Hypocreales; Clavicipitaceae
Product: metalloprotease 1
Exons: 3
Coding region: 1-843 (280 amino acids)
Molecular function (GO): metallopeptidase activity
Source: RefSeq, a predicted model, not a curated record
AUGCUCCUGAAAUUCGGUCUUUUGUCUCUCCUAGCCCCCGCGGCUAUCGAGGCCGCUAGCCUCCAACGCACACACUGUGGAACGAAGGCUCCCAGUCAAGAAUUCGUCAAAAUGUCUCACGAUUUUGCGGCUGCAGAGGCAAGAGCAGAUUUUAGUGCUGUCGUUGAACGAGCUGCAACGAAUGUGAACACUUACAUCCACAUCAUUGCCGCUGACAGGACCUACCAAGGUGGUUAUGUUGAUCAACGAACCAUUGAUGCCCAGAUGAAGAUGCUCAACGACAAUUUCGGCCGCACCGGGUUUCAGUUCACUCUGCGAAACGUCUCGUACACCGUCGACCCCUACUACGCCAAACUGAGGAACCAACAAGAUGAAUAUGAAAUCAAGAGACGACUUCGCCAGGGCUCAUACAGUGAUCUCAACUUGUACUAUCACGUCAACAUGUGGACUGGCAACACUGGAUGGUGCUACUACCCAGCCAGUGUCAGCCAAGGCAGCUGGGACUUCAUCAGAGACGGCUGCACAAUGCACGUUGGAACCAUGCCUGGUGGCUCGUACUCCCCCUGGAACCAAGGCAAGCUUACCUCGCAUGAGGUUGGGCACUGGAUGGGUCUGAUGCAUACCUUUGAGAAUGGCUGUGGAGGAUACGGCGACUCGGUUGAUGACACCCCUGCUUCGUCUUCCCCUUCAUACGGUUGCCCUACCGGCAGGGACUCUUGCAGCCAGCCUGGUGUUGAUCCUAUUCAUAACUUUAUGGAUUAUAGCGAUAAUGCCUGCCAAUACGAGUUCACCAAUGGACAGAUUCAGCGAAUGAGGAGCUGGUUCGAUUACUACCGUGGCUAA